Messenger RNA from Amorphotheca resinae ATCC 22711, 792 nucleotides. RefSeq lists its product as hypothetical. The transcript has 3 exons. The record is from RefSeq and is a predicted model, not a curated record. NCBI's taxonomy places the organism in Eukaryota, Fungi, Ascomycota, Leotiomycetes, Helotiales, Amorphothecaceae. Bases 1 to 792 code for a protein of 263 amino acids.
AUGGCGGAAUUAACUCUUUCUUGUCUGUCGCUGGAAGGGCCCAAUAGCGAGGAAAUAUUGUUGGGGCAAAAUUAUGGAGAGCGCGGGAGGGCGAUAAUUAAUAUACUCUGUAAUCAGGUCCGGGAGAGAGUUCCGUGGCUGACAAGCAGGGAGCGCGGCGACAGUCGGUUGUCAACUGAAGGGCGGCAGGGAGUGCUGAGUAGUGUGAGGAUAGGCAGAGGCCGACGUCGAGACAGAUGGCCAGCAGCAGCAGCAGGGGAGGGGAGAGGAGAGGAGAGAGAGGUUGAUGAGGACGUUAGGAAGAUAGAGGAGUCAGUCGGGCUUAAAUUUGGGGGUUUUCUGAGUCUUAUACGAGAAGGGCGAGUAAAAGACACGACAAGGCACGGCGAGGCAGGCGAGGCAAGACUCGCGGUGCCGUGCACGUCCAGGACGACCAGUCUUACAAGUAGCCGGUACCUGGCGCUCGCUCUGUUCUGGCUGCCACGGCCGUGGGACGCUGGGCCAGGGGGAGGUACCUGGUACAAAGGCCUCCUUACGCCGUGGUACAAUGGUACAGGACGUGCGGCGGAGAUACACGCUGCACAGCAAAAGCUUCACAGUAUAUUCCACAGUAUAUUCACAGUGUUCACAGCCAAAAGGGGUUAUCGAAAGGGGGUCGGUUUCGGGGGAGUGAGGCGCGGGAGGACCGCCGGCGCUGGCCUAACCGCAUCAGGCGCACCGCGUUGCUGGAAAUUACCUCGUGUCCUGUCCCCCGGUAUGAGCUUUUCGCUUUCCGAUCUAGACUUGUCUUGA